Rana temporaria (common frog) is the source of this 534-nucleotide messenger RNA. RefSeq names its product oocyte zinc finger protein XlCOF22-like. Lineage: Eukaryota; Metazoa; Chordata; Amphibia; Anura; Ranidae. The record is from RefSeq and is a predicted model, not a curated record. The transcript has a single exon. Bases 1 to 534 code for a protein of 177 amino acids.
AUGAAAUGCCACACCGGCGAGAAGCCGUUUUGCUGCGAAAAGUGCGGAAAACUUUUUAUGGUGCAACAGCAACUUCUCAAACACCAGAGUUGUGAAGGUAAGUGUGAGAAGUCAAAACCUGGACUCCUUGGAGAGCAAAAAGGUCACAUCAAAGAGAAGAGGUUUCCAUGUUUAUUAUGUGAGAAAUCCUUUAAACGGAGAGACCGCCUUGUUACCCACCAGAGAGUUCACACCGGAGAGAAGCCCUUUUCUUGUCCUGAGUGCGGCAGAUGUUUCUCCAUUAAAAGAAACCUGGAUGACCAUAUAAAAAUGCACAGCAGCGUGAAGCCGUUUACCUGCGAAGUGUGUGGGAAAGGGUACAUACAGCACCGGCACCUUCUUACACACAUGACAAGCCACACAGACGAGAGGCCAUUUUCAUGUUCAGAGUGCGGGAAGAGUUACAACCGAAAAGACCGGCUAGUCAAGCAUCAGAAGACAGAGGGUCACCAAUGGCAGAUACACAAAUAUGGAAGCGAAUAUUUUUCUGUCUAG